This is a messenger RNA of Camellia sinensis, 1617 nucleotides long. Lineage: Eukaryota; Viridiplantae; Streptophyta; Magnoliopsida; Ericales; Theaceae. The record is from RefSeq and is a predicted model, not a curated record.
UCAUUUUUCUCUCUCUUCGAAGAACUCUGUUAAAAAAUUACCGAAAAAUGUUCAUUGGUUUUGUGUUUGCUCAUCUGGGUCUCAUCCAAAAACCCCAAAAAAUGGGUAUCUAUUGACCCUGUGUAGACGUUGAUACGUAGAGAGAAUUAGGGUUUCAGGGCCGGUAUUGUUACCCAGAAGAGCUUUGUAUCUCUGUUUGUGGGUUUUGAUACAGUUUUUGAAUCUAUGGAGGCUUAUAAGAGAUGGGUUAGGACGAACAAAGACUAUGUCCAUUCAUUGGAGUCUCUUGCUAAUGGGCUGACAUGGCUUCUUCCGGAACGGUUUUCUGAAUCAGAAAUAGGACCAGAAGCAGGUUUUGUGAAACUUUGUAACUGCUGUUUUGGGCAUGUUCACUGCUGUCAACGAACAUAUAAUCCAUACAACUCCAACCCAGAUACAUACUGCAGAGCCAUCUUCCUUCCCCUACUCCUUGUGCAUAACUUUGCUAAAAGAUUUGGAAACAUUGGUUGAAGUUGCGGCACAGCAUUUCCUUGGUGAUGAUAAAAAAUGGAAUUUUAUUGCUGCUACAGAGGCUACCAAGGUGUGUGUUAGGCUAGCUUUGUUCCGGAACAGUGGAUUCAAGAUGCUUCUGCAUGGAGGGGAGAUACCAAAUGUUGAAAAGGAUUCAGAGGCUUCAAAUCCUCAAAACAGAUUUGGACAUUUGGCAAAGCUUGGACGGUCUCAUGGGCCUGGUAAUGGAAAGAAUUAUCAUGAGAACAAUCCAUGGAAUCUUGAAGGAAGGGCAUUGUCUGCCUUAAACAGGUUUGGAGAAAAUGCUAGGAUGGUUUCAGACCCAACAUGGUUGCACAGGGUUCGACACCAGCAUGCAAUCAUGGAGCCUCCACCCACUACAGCUUCGGUGGUUGAGAGACCCACCCUUUCUGCUUUCUUGUCCGAGAAAGGUCUUCGUGGGGCCUUAUUUAUGAUGGGGGAGGUGAUGUUCAUAACAAGACCACUUAUAUAUGUUUUACUGAUAAGGAAGUAUGGAGUUCGGUCAUGGUUUCCUUGGUGUAUUUCACUGGCUGUGGACCUCGCUGGAAUGGGCAUUCUUUCAAAUGUUACAACGUCAUCACAAAGUAGUAAAGGCCAACAGUUUCAUCUCUCUGACCUGGAAAGGGAUGAGUUAAGAAGACGGAAGCUAUUGUGGGCAUUUUACCUCAUGAGAGACCCGUUUUUCAACAAGUAUACACGGCAAAAACUUGAAAGCACGGAGAGACUAUUAGAACCUAUUCCUAUUGUCGGGAUUCUUACUGCAAAAAUUAUGGAACUUAUCACUGGAGCUCAAACACGAUACACUUACACAUCCGGUUCAUGAUAAUGAAGAUUUUUGUGAUGCAUCUUUAUUUUGGUGAAUUAUUUCCCAGUGGUAGGAAAGUUUUCUUGGUAUUUGUAAUGUGAGCUUAAAAUGCAAUUGGCAAUGGCUGUAUCAAUUUUUUUUGGUAUCUAUGUUUCAAUUAAAGUGCACUCAAAAGUGUAGUUUUGCAAUCACAUGUAUAUUUCCUUCUUAAUAUAAGACUCCGGAAAGUUUGUUAUUGCACAUGCAUAAAAAUGCAUAUCCAUUGUAAUUUAGAUUCUCUA